CUCCCUCAGCUGGCAAACAUCUCUGCGCGAGCACCCGAGCCUUUGGUACAAGAAGCCAAGCCUUUGUUGGGCCUUCCUGGUCCCACAGACAGUGCCACCCACCUUGGUGCCAAGACACUCUUGUCUUACCUUCAACAUGUUUAUUACUCGAUCAUGGCUCUUCGGCCUUUCAAGGAGCCGUUAUCUUUCCUUCAGCUUAUUCGUCACGCGCGCACGGCCUAUCAUGUUCUGGUGGUUUCCGUUUUCUGCAUAGCCGGCGCUACUGUCUGUGCUCUAGCAGGCGUGCACGUCUUUCAUUGUAUUCGAAACAAGGUCUUCACACUUGAGCCCUUCAUCAUGAGGCAGACAGUUAAGGAGGUUGAGCCAGAGGGGGCAGGCAACGAGCGAGGGUGGAAUGGAGAGGUGGGGAGGAGGAGCAGUGAGGAGGGGAAUAGUGAGGUGCAUGAGUUGAAGGGUGAGUUGAAGGAUGAGUUGAAGAAUGUAUCAGCUGCCAUCUUUGCUGUUGUGGAGAAGGAGAGGGUAGUGGGAGCGCUGGAGCGUGAGUUGGGUGAGCUGAAGUGCCGCUUGCUUAAGGUGGAGAGUGAAAAGGAAGCGGCGGUAAAAGUGGCUGCAGAGCAGGCUGCUGCGGAGAAGGUGGGAUCAAUGGAGCGUGAGUUGGGUGAACUGAAGAAGCAUUUGCUGAAGGUGGAAGGUGAAAGGGAAGCCGCGGAGCAGGCAGCUGCGGAGAAGGUGAAUGACUUCGCGGGGGCAGUGGAGCGUGAGUUGGGUGAGGUGAAGAAGCAUUUGCUGAAGGUGGAGGGUGAACAGGCAGCUACGGUGAAAGUGGCUGCGGAAAAGGCAGAUGCAGAGAAGUUGAAUGAGUUGGUUGGAGCAGUGGAGCGUGAUUUGGGUGAGGUCAAGGGCCGUAUGAUUAAGGUAGAGGGUGAAAAGGCAGAUGCAGAGAAGGUGAAUGAUUUGGAGAAAGUGACGCGGGAGGGUUUUGCAGCAGUGAAGGGAGAAGUUGCAGCAGUGAAAGAGAAAGUAGCAGCAGUGGAAGGGGAGUUGGCUGUUCAGAAGGUUCGUCUGUUAGAAUCAGAGGCAGCAAGGGAUGAGGGCUUAGCAGCAGUGAAGGGAGAACUUACCUCAGUGAAAGUUGAAGUGGUAGCAAUGAAGGGAGAAGUGGCAACAAUGAAAGAGAAAGUAGCAGCAGACUAA
Messenger RNA from Closterium sp. Naga37s-1, 1194 nucleotides. NCBI's taxonomy places the organism in Eukaryota, Viridiplantae, Streptophyta, Zygnematophyceae, Desmidiales, Closteriaceae. The record is from the annotation of a GenBank genome assembly.